Molecule: messenger RNA, 2452 nt
Organism: Alnus glutinosa
Lineage: Eukaryota; Viridiplantae; Streptophyta; Magnoliopsida; Fagales; Betulaceae
Product: carbon catabolite repressor protein 4 homolog 1
Exons: 12
Coding region: 479-2278 (599 amino acids)
Biological process (GO): nuclear-transcribed mRNA poly(A) tail shortening
Cellular component (GO): CCR4-NOT complex; nucleus; cytoplasm
Molecular function (GO): poly(A)-specific ribonuclease activity
Source: RefSeq, a predicted model, not a curated record
AUCUCUCUCUCUCAAAUGGGAGCACAGACCGAGAUUGCUUUUCUCACUUCCUCUGUAAAACCCUAAUUUUCGAUCCCUAUACCUAAAACCUGAAGUUCCUCUCUCUCCCUCUUUCUGUAAUCUUCAAUCUGUCUGCACCCAAUCGAUCCACUUCAAUCACUGCGCGAAACCUAGCAAUUUCUCUCUCUCUGAGACCUGAAAUCCCUCUCUCUUCGAGCAAGAUCCAAGGCUGUUUCCGUAUAAUUUGGUGGUUUUCUGGGGUUCGAUUAGGGUUCCGGCAAGGCUGGCGAGUAUUCGGGUCAAGUAAAUGGCGGAUCCGCCACGGUUCCGCCCUCUUCCGCACGUGUGGUCGUCCCGAGGAAGCUUCCGAACUUGUCUCUUCUGUCUCUGUGUUCGAUUGGCGUUGAUAGGGUUACAGAGCUGUGACGAUUUCUGAGUGAAACAAGAAGAAAAUACAAAGAAGAAGAAGAAGAAAAGCAUGCUGAGUGUGCUGCGGGUGCACCUUCCUUCUGAUAUCCCCAUUGUAGGCUGCGAGCUCACGCCCUACGUUCUCCUCCGUCGUCCUGAAAAGAUCGUCACCACCGACGAUGUGCCCGAGUCCGCCCCGCUCGAUGGCCAUUUCUUGAGGUACAAGUGGUAUCGUAUACAAAGUGAUAAAAAAGUUGCUGUCUGUAGUGUACAUCCUUCUGAGCAAGCUACAUUGCAGUGCCUAGGUUGUGUUAAGGCCAAAAUACCUGUUGCCAAAAGUUACCAUUGUUCUCCUAAGUGCUUCUCAGAUGCAUGGCAACAUCAUCGUGUUCUACAUGACCGUGCUGCAAGUGCUGUAAAUGAAAAUGGAAAUGAAGAGGAAGAGUUAUUUGGGCGCUUCAACAGUGCAGGAUCUGCAGCAAACUUAUCUGCUUCUGCAGCAAAUCCUAGCUUGACGAAUGGUACAACACCAUUGUAUCCUGCUGCUGUUACACAAAGGAGUGGGGGUGAAACUUGGUUUGAAGUUGGACGCGCUAAAACAUAUACACCAACAGCUGAUGAUAUUGGUCAUGUUCUGAAGUUUGAAUGUGUUGUAGUAGAUGCUGAAUCAAAACUACCUGUGGGCCAUGUCAACACUAUAUUGACUUCUCGUGUCAUACCAGCUCCCUCACCUAGUCCACGCUGUGUAAUCUCAGUAAAUGGAGUUGAUGUGAUGGGACAUCUAGAUUCAGAUGGCCGUAUUGCAACCUCAGGAACUUUUUCUGUGCUCUCUUACAACAUUUUGUCUGAUGUGUAUGCAACAAGUGAAUUAUACAGUUACUGCCCCUCUUGGGCUCUUUCCUGGCCAUAUCGCAGACAAAAUUUGUUAAGAGAAAUAGUUGGCUACCAUGCAGAUAUUGUUUGUCUUCAGGAGGUUCAAAGUGAUCACUACGACGAGUUUUUUUCUCCUGAGCUGGACAAACAUGGUUAUGUUGGUCUAUAUAAGAGAAAAACGAGCGAGGUUUAUAGUGGAAAUACCAACACAAUUGACGGUUGUGCAACAUUUUUUCGGAGAGACAGAUUUUCACAUGUUAAAAAAUAUGAGGUUGAAUUUAAUAAGGCUGCCCAGUCUUGGACUGAUAGUCAACUACCAAGUGCUCAGAAGAAAACUGCUCUAAACCGACUGUAUAAGGAUAAUGUUGCACUAAUAGUUGUCCUGGAAGCAAAAUUCAGCAAUCUGGGAGCUGAUAAUCCUGGGAAACGCCAGCUUCUUUGUGUGGCAAAUACACAUGUAAACGUUCACCAAGAUUUAAAGGAUGUAAAGAUCUGGCAGGUUCAUACUCUCCUGAAAGGAUUGGAGAAAAUAGCUGCUAGUGCAGACAUUCCAAUGUUGGUUUGUGGGGAUUUUAAUUCAAUUCCUGGAAGUGCUGCUCAUUCACUUCUUGCUAUGGGGAAGGUGGAUCCUUUGCAUCCAGACUUGGCGGCAGAUCCCAUUGGCAUCUUGCGUCCAAACAGCAAGCUGGUGCAUCAGUUGCCACUCGUUAGUGCUUACUCAUCCUUUGCAAGAAUGGGGGUUGGCCAUGGUUUGGAACAGCGGAGGAGAAUGGACCCCACAUCAAAUGAACCCUUAUUUACAAAUUGCACUAGAGAUUUCAUUGGCACACUAGAUUAUAUAUUUUACACAGCGGACUCUUUGACGGUGGAAUCCUUACUGGAGCUCUUGGAUGAGGAGAGCUUGAGGAAGGACACAGCACUUCCUUCUCCAGAGUGGUCCUCUGAUCAUAUAGCACUUUUAGCUGAAUUUCGUUGCAUGCCUAGAGCUAGACGUUGACAAGUCAGGGUCAGGAAUGGAGAUAACCAGGAAAAAGGGCAAGAGAAGCUGUUGGAUAAAGUUAAGUUAUUGUAAGAAUUGUAGAUCUCAGGCAUCUCCUUGUGGGGAUCCUUGCUAUGAUCUGCCUUGUAUUAUGCCAAUCUUUGUCUCAUAGAAAAAUUAUUAUUAUCCCGA